Molecule: messenger RNA, 615 nt
Organism: Trichophyton benhamiae CBS 112371
Lineage: Eukaryota; Fungi; Ascomycota; Eurotiomycetes; Onygenales; Arthrodermataceae
Product: 3-ketoacyl-acyl carrier protein reductase
Exons: 2
Coding region: 1-615 (204 amino acids)
Cellular component (GO): cytosol
Molecular function (GO): oxidoreductase activity
Source: RefSeq, a predicted model, not a curated record
AUGGCCACCGCGAUGGGCAAACGCCUUGACGGCAAGACGAUCCUAGUGACCGGAGCAUCGUCUGGCAUCGGCAAGGCCACCGCGCUGGAAUUCGCGCGAACGUCGCCGAAGAACCUGAAACUCAUCCUGACUGCUCGGCGAUUCGACUCGCUCAAGCAGGUUGCCGAGCAGAUCAAGACGGAGGUAGGGGAGGGUGUCAAGGUGCUUCCGGUGCAGCUUGACGUCAGCAAGAAGGAGAACAUCGACAAGUUCAUCGUCGAGCUGCCGGAGGAGUUCAAGGAGAUCGAUAUCCUAGUGAACAAUGCAGGAGUAGCAAAGGCCCCUGAGAUCGCCACGGAAGAUCUGGAGGUGAUGUUCAACACCAAUGUCCAUGGCUUGAUCCACAUGACUCAGGCUGUGCUACCUAUCUUCCAGAAGAGGCCAAACGGUGGACGGGGAGACAUCAUCAAUCUCGGAAGCAUUGCUGGCCGAGAGGCGUACCCCGGCGGCAGCAUCUACUGCGCUACCAAGGCGGCGGUCCGAAGCUUCACCGACGCUCUCCGGAAGGAACUCAUCGCUACUCGCAUCAGGGUUAUUGAAAUUGAUCCCGGCCAAGUUGAAACUGUAAGGAUCUAA